AUACUUCUGUGAUCGGGCUGAAGUGAUUCUCUGCCCGAGUGUCGUGCUGGGACUCUAAAUCACCUGGGUGGCCGGUCUCAGCCGGUGGGGAGCCAGACCGGCCUACGCCUGAGAAUAAUUAUUACCAGCACGAGUGUGAAGGAGGACGAGCCAGUGGCCCUGGGACCUCAGGUGGUGGGUCGUUUUCACACUUUCUUUUGUACAGCACUGGGUGGUCUGCAGUGAUUCUUGUGGUGUGAUUUUCUUUUGGUUCCACGGCUGCUGGUAAGUCCAAGUUCCACGAUUGUUUAUUUUUACUGUAGGACACUGUCAAUAAUGACGCUACAUCUUGACUUUUAAUAUUUUAUUUAUAAAAUAUUAUUUAUAAUAUUUUAUUCAUUUUAUAAAUAAAACUGUUUUAAUAUUGGAAGCCAACCUGCCUCAGUGUGCAUCCUUGAAUCUGUGCGGUCUUCUUUUAUUCCUUUUCUUUAUUUUUCUUAAAUAUAUUUCCUGGGGGUGUAAUUCCCCUAGGUGGCGUUGUCAAGUUUAUUUAUUUUGUUCAUAACCCCGCCGACCACUUGGUCACAUACUUGGCGUUGGUCGACAGGAUGCACAUUUGAGGUAGAUGUUCGGUUUUGUAAAUUGUUUUUUUUGCAACGAUCCUAGUUCACCUGUUUGAAGGCUCUAUUUGUUUUAGAGUGUGAUUAUAGACAAGACAGCAGUAUCCAGGUAGAAGGAAGAGUAGUAGGAUUUUAGCACCUUGCUGAUUUAAUUUUCUUUUUUUUGGGUCAAAAUUUAUUAUGGAGGAAGAAUUGCAGCAACUUAGAGACUUGGUAGCGCAGUUAAGGGCAGAUAAUGAGCAAUUGCGCCGGGAUGGGGGCGCUGUGCUCGAGUCUGGUGGUGGGGCCGCGUCGUCCUCUUCUGUACCAGCUGGUUGCAUACCAAAUGUUGGUAGCCAGGCCGCCGUUACAGAGCGUCUGGUGGUGGUGCCUAGGGACCGUAAAUGUCCCAUGUUCAAUGGUAGAACGGGCAUCAAUAUAGCUGAAUGGGUUGAAGAGGUUCAAGCAUGCAUGCGUGCCCGGCACCUGUCUGUUGCUGAUCAAGCUUUCUUUAUUUUUGACCAUUUAGAGGGAGAAGCAAGGGAGGAGAUCAAAUUUCGCCCUAAUUUAGAGCGAGGGGAUCCUGCUCGGGUGUUGACCAUUUUAAAGGAACUGUAUGGCAAUGCGCAGUCCUAUGUCACUCUGCAGCAGGCUUUUUUUUCGAGGAGACAGCGGGAGGGAGAGACUUUGCAGGAGUUUUCCUUAGCGCUAAUGGCUCUGAUGGAGCAAGUAAAACAAAGUGCACCUGAUGGUAUGCGUAACGCAGAGGUGUUGCUCCGAGACCAAUUUGUAGAACAUGUGGUUGAUAGUGGUCUCCGCAGAGAGCUUAAACAAUACGUUCGCCGUGUGCCUACUGCCACCUUGUUAGAGGUGCGCGGGGAAGCAAUUAGAUGGGAAAGAGAAGGGUUUUCAGGCGGUGUUCGCGACCGUGGCUAUUCUCAACCAUCGGCAUAUGGUUUUCAGUGCGGAGUGCACACUAGCCCUAGGUUCGCUCCUGUUGGUACACCCGAGUCCGAGUGGCGUGAGCUAAAGGAACUCCUAAGCCAACAAGGCGUUAGGAAUCAGCCACUGAGCCAAGUGUCUUCUGUGUACAGAACACCCGAGACAGUGUUCUAG
Molecule: messenger RNA, 1694 nt
Organism: Haplochromis burtoni (Burton's mouthbrooder)
Lineage: Eukaryota; Metazoa; Chordata; Actinopteri; Cichliformes; Cichlidae
Exons: 2
Coding region: 780-1694 (304 amino acids)
Source: RefSeq, a predicted model, not a curated record